AUGGAAGAAACCAAAAUUCAGGCUUUGACACCUUCAAGCCCUAGUUUCAAAAACAUUUUCUCAAAAAAGCCUCCACGGCCUUCAAAUCUAAUCACACAUUGCCACAUCUGCCAUCUUCAAUUCUCAGCAAUCCAUAAAGGCUAUGAAUGCUCCGUCUGUAAAAAAGGCAUCUGUAAAGAACACAUCCUCGUCAGAACUGCUAUGACAUUACUUCCUGUAUGUGACGACUGCGAAAGAGGCAGAAUUAAAAAAGAAAUCGCCAGAGAGCUUGCCCCACAAUACAAGUCAUUAAAAGGUGACAUGAAUUGGAUGCUAAAAGAAAAGGAAAAAAUCAAAGCAGAAAUCACAGGGAAAACCGAAAUUAUUUCUCGGCUAGAAAUUCAGACAAAAAAUAAUGAAAAAACUUAUGCACAAAGACUGGAAAAUAUUGAAAAAAAGAUUGAAGAAGAAAACCAGAGAGAAAAAACUGUACAAAAUGUGGUGGAAAGCUUGAAAAAUGCUUUAAAUGAGUCUAAAAGUUCAGAAGAACAGAUGAAGAAGAAAAAGGAGGAUAAAGAAGAGGAAAUUAAAGCAGAGGUAGAAGAAAUUAACUCCUCGGCAAGAGAGCAAAAUUUUUCCCAAAACGGUUGCAAAAAUGGAAAGUUAUUUUAUUUAUAUAAUUUGUUUUUUAAAUGCAAGUUAUAUAGCGCGUGCUCUUUAUAGAUCUUUAAGGACAAUAACAUUUAAAUGAAAAGAAUUAAUUAAAUUUAAAAUUUCAUCUUAUAUCUCCUAUUUGUCAGAUUUAAUUUGACUUUUCAUAAUAUUUUAAAAUGCUUAAAAUAAUUUUUCUUUAAGGGUAUUUUCCAUAGAAACCAAUAAGAGUCGCGCGCUAUAGAUUUGAUAGAAUUUCUUAUAAUAUUUCUUACUUAUAUCUUAAUAAAAGUUUUUAUAUUAAAAAUAUUUGUGUGCUCGCAGGGGUAAUUUUCGCAAAAAAAAGAGAUUUUUCAACGAUUUUGCUCGCUAAUGGAGGAGAGAGUAAGGAACUGAAGAGGAGUGAGGAAGAUGUGUUGUAUAAAAUUGAUGAAAUUAAUAAGGAAAUGAGAAAGAUGAUACCUGCUGGGAAAUUAAAAUCUAUUAGUUGUAGGAAAUGCUAUGGAGUUUUGAAGGUAAAUUUCAAGGAAAGGCUGAGGGAAGCGCUUAGGAAUGAAGGAAGGGAAAGCUUAUUCGCAAGUUUGAUGUCAAGAGCAAGCGUUAAAUCUACAAAUGAUUUGGUGAAGCCAACAAUGGAGCCAAUGACAAGGCAAUAUUGCCAACAAUGUAUGCUUUUGUAA
Molecule: messenger RNA, 1310 nt
Organism: Blepharisma stoltei
Lineage: Eukaryota; Ciliophora; Heterotrichea; Heterotrichida; Blepharismidae
Source: the annotation of a GenBank genome assembly